Molecule: messenger RNA, 1851 nt
Organism: Neurospora crassa OR74A
Lineage: Eukaryota; Fungi; Ascomycota; Sordariomycetes; Sordariales; Sordariaceae
Exons: 3
Coding region: 1-1851 (616 amino acids)
Source: RefSeq, a predicted model, not a curated record
AUGCAUCGAUGCCUAAGUUUUGGCGAUCCUCCCUGUGAUGUCGCCAAUAUCCGCUCAGCUACCUCAAUUGUGGAGAGGGAUACGUACUCAGUCUUGACCCUCACCAUUCUGGUGAUGCCGAGGGCAGAUGCGACAGUCAACUCCUCGUCGCUACACAUUGUAGAGUCCAUUCACGCAGACAUCAACCUCAAACACUUGAACACGAUGGCGACAACUGAAGUUGACUCGCGCCUCAAAGACUUCGAUCUUCAAGGUUUCCAUCAAAUCAUUGCUAUCUCCCAAGAUAAAAUCAAUGAUAAUCUCAGAGUCCGGUUUGAUCCUGAGCUCCAACCCGAACUUGUCUCUUUCAAGCAUGAGCUUCCUCAAAUGGGAGUUUCAGAGGCAACGCUCGACCCCCCGAACAUCGAGGUGUGCACUGAAAGCGAUACGGAAACCAAACGUUCGAGGUUAUUCCUAAACUUCAAGACCGGCAGUUACAAGUACAAGGCGACCGUUGAGGCAGGAGGCGUUGAAACGGUUGCCAUCGACGGCUGGAAAGUUCCGUUCUUCGUCGCUUAUGACGAGAAGACGCUGGCCAAGCCCCCCGACAGCAGCCAUCCGGACUUGAAGUCGAAAUGGGCCAAGUUGGAACCCGGAAAGUACAGCCUGAGUCGCAUCAUCAUGUUUCUCGGCUCGGCACCUCUCUCUUCCCUCGACUGGGACCACGCCCAUUGUCCUGGUCUCAGCCAAGAGAAUGACCCAUAUGGCAUGAAGAAGAUGUUCUUCAGAAUGUUCCUUGAAGCAUACUUGUCCAGUCUACAAAAGAACCCAGACGCUCUCACCCUUGGAUACACGAUCAAAGAGGCGGCACCUGACCCCACGGACAAGGCGCCCACGUUCUCUCCAACCGCUGUGAAGAUUCAAAACUACAAAUACCAACCUUGUUCCGACACGCAGCAAACCAUCAAUGGGAAGGCUAUCCCUCCAAACUCCCGUGACGCCUUUGUGUUCAUGGAGAUGACCGGAGGAGCUGAUAUCCCGCAUGAUGAGCUGCAGAGAAAGGGCAAUCUCAUCAUUGGCGACAUGUCGGGCGCACUUGUUUUCAGCAAAGAACUCUUUUUCAACAAGUAUCUGGUAGAGAAUGCUCUCAGCAGUGUCAACGUCCGCUUGUUCGACAUGGCGAAUGAUCUGAUGAAGUGGGUUGAUGGAGGAGGCUGGGAUUCGGACUGGUUGCUUACCAACGGGUCAAGAGCCGAAGCCAUUCCGGCUGCCAAGUGGACGAUUGACGGGUCCAAGGCCAAGCUGAGUUGGAAGGGGGAGAAGUCGUACAAUGGGUGGGGUAUCAACCGUUCUACUGACACUUCGAUCGACACAGAGCUGUUCACUGAACCACGGGCAAACAAGAUCACCAUCACGUCGAAGAUGAAGCUGGGUGCCUUGGAGACCGUAUCAUCUGGGCACGUGGGCGGUGGCGGGUACAGUAGAGGAACGGACGGGAAAGUGAACCUCAUAAUUGAGUUCACCAUCUUGGCGGACGAGGACGGCACGCUUCACGUAGAGCCGAAAGAGACGAUCGAGCCCAUCCAUGUGGGUGACAGCAGAGACAACAAUAUUCUCAAGCUUAUCUUUGGCAAGCAAAGCCAUGAGGUUAGUGACUUCAUCAAGGGCAGGUUGCAGAACGUUGUCCAGACAAAGCACAUUGGCGACGCGAUUGCUGCGGAUCUCAACGAGAAGAAGCAGCUCGUGUUUCCGGGUUCGGGAACGUUCAGCUACAAGGAUCCAAAGUUCUCGGAUGCUGGCGAUCUUUUGAUCACGCUGGACUUGGUUGGGAAGGAGAUUGAGAAGAAUAAGAGGUUGGUUUCUGUCAUCUAG